CAGCCCCACACCGCCCAGCCCCACACGUUCCCCCUUGGCCGCCCCCCACACACACGGCACCGCCCCACACUCGCAGCCCGGCGCGGUGCGGCCCGGCAGGCAGCGCACAGGACAGGCCGAGAGCGGGGAACGAGGCCCCGCGCUGACGGAGCGGAUGGAGCUGGUGGCUGGCUGCUACGAGCAGAUCCUCUUCGGCUUCACAGCGCGGCCCGGAGAGCCUUGGACGGUUACACCUGAUUUUACUCACCAUGCCCACACCGCUUCCCUGUCAGCGGUAGCGGUGAACAGCAAAUAUGUGGUUACGGGGAGCAGGGAUGAGUCGAUCCAGAUCUAUGAUAUGAGGAAGAAGGUGGAGCACGGGGCGCUGCUGCAGCACAAUGGCACAAUAACUUGUCUGGAGUUCUAUGGUACUGCACAUCUACUGAGUGGGUCUGAAGAUGGACUCAUUUGUAUCUGGAACACAAAGAGAUGGGAAUGUCUGAAGUCCAUUAAGGCGCACAAGGGGCAGGUGACAUCUCUUUCUAUUCAUCCAUCCGGGAAAUUAGCUUUGUCAGUAGGAACAGAUAAAACAUUAAGAACUUGGAAUCUUGUAGAAGGACGAUCAGCCUUUAUAAAAAACCUGAAGCAAAAUGCCCACAUAAUUAAAUGGUCCCCUGAUGGAAAGAAAUACGUGACCGUGAUAGCAAAUAAGGUGGAUAUCUACAAACUCGAUACGGCUUCAAUCAUUGGCACUAUCACAAUAGAGAAAAGAAUUUCUUCCAUUCGAUUUAUUACAGAUUCUGUCCUUGCUGUAGCUGGAGAUGAUGAAAUCAUAAGGUUCUACAGCUGUGACUCUCAAAAAUGUCUGUGUGAAUUUAAAGCUCAUGAAAACAGAAUAAAAGACAUCUGUAGUUUUGAGAGGGAAGGACAACAUGUUAUUGUGACUGCGUCCAGUGACGGUUACAUUAAAGUGUGGAAUCUGGAUCUUAAUAAGAUUGAAAACGUGCCAUCCUUAUUAUGUGAAGUCAGCACCAAAGCUCGGCUGACAUGCCUUGCAGUGUGGCUUGACCAAGCUUCAGAAACGAAAGAAAAUUGUGGAGAAGCUGCAACACCAGCUGAAGCAAAUGAAACUGAGAAGCCAUCAGUAGUCAAGAAGAAGAAAGUUUGUGGGAUGAAUAAAAGUGGUAAAUUGCUAAAACAACGCAGAAGAAUUGUUCCAGCUAAGCGAAAAUUGGAAGCUCCACUGCAAAAGAAGAAAAAGAAGCAGAAGCAGAAUAGCUCAGAAUGAAGGUGAAUGCUGUUUCUCCUGGAUAAGAAGUAACUGCUGGUGUUGCUGUAGUUUUUACAAGGAUAUUUUCCAAGCAGAGGACAAAUACCUCAGAGCUGAUAGGAUUUUCCAGAGUAAUUUAUUUUUUACCCAGAUGAAUUGGCUGAUCACUUUGAGAAGCAAUAAAAGAGAUGGCAACUUUACCUGAGAGAACGAAGCUAAAAUAGCCAGCUAAAAUGAUAAAAAGAGCGACAUCUGCCUCAGUUAAACUUGUGUGUCUCAACUAUAUACGUAUUAAAGUUCUAUAUCAUUUUUCAUUCUUA
Messenger RNA from Coturnix japonica (Japanese quail), 1569 nucleotides. It is a transcript of the gene PAK1IP1, whose product is annotated as PAK1 interacting protein 1. The record is from RefSeq and is a predicted model, not a curated record. Lineage: Eukaryota; Metazoa; Chordata; Aves; Galliformes; Phasianidae. Gene Ontology annotation, molecular function: protein binding.